Messenger RNA from Dichomitus squalens LYAD-421 SS1, 1236 nucleotides. Its product is annotated as HAD-like protein. The record is from RefSeq and is a predicted model, not a curated record. Bases 19 to 1050 code for a protein of 343 amino acids. Gene Ontology annotation, molecular function: beta-phosphoglucomutase activity; sugar-phosphatase activity. Lineage: Eukaryota; Fungi; Basidiomycota; Agaricomycetes; Polyporales; Polyporaceae. The transcript has 3 exons.
CAUACAAACAUAUACAAGAUGUCUUACAACAAGGAGACCACCUUCUUCGCCGACGCCGUUCUCUUUGAUAUGGACGGCACCUUGACCGACUCGAUCGCCGCUGUCGAGGCGGCAUGGCGCAAGGUCGCCGAGGACCUCGGGCAGGACCCGUCGUAUGUCAUCGCUGCCACCCACGGCAAGCGCGCCGUAGACAACCUCGCCCAGUUCAAGCCGCAUAUCAAGGUGCACGAGAUGGACGUCGAGGUCCAGGCGUUCGAAGAGUCGAUCCUCUUCUUCGCUGACGCUUUCACCAAGCACGGACCCGGCUCCCUCGAGGUCUCGCCGCUCACCUCUGGGGCCGCGACCCCGUCCCUCGCAACCCCGUCGUCUUCGGGCACCAGCUCGUCUGGCUCCGGGGUCGUAUCUCCGCAUUCCUCCUCGUCUUCCACGGUGGGUCACACUCACCGCCCGUCCUUCGUCCGUCGCGUCACCAACCGCCUUGCGCUCAUCGCGGCUGAAGGCGCGACCUACCAGGACGAGGAGAACGAGGGGAUUGCGGAGCCCAAGAUUGAUUGGAGGAUGGAGCUCGAGAAGAAGCACUUGUUCGAGGCGUGGCAGGUCGAGGCCGCCGCCGUCGACCGCUCUGUGCGCAUCCUCCCUGGCGUAAAGCAGCUCAUGGACUCGAUUCCUGAGGGUCGCUACGCCGUUGCCACCUCGGGUGCCAAGACUUAUGCUUACGGCUGUAUGACGCGCGUCGGUAUCACACCUCCCAAGGUGACCAUCACCGCCGACGACAAGCGUCUUAAGGCCGGGAAGCCUGCACCCGACCCGUUCCUCCUCGCCGCGAAGGAGCUUGGGUUCGAUGCGACGCGUUGCGUCGUCUUUGAGGAUUCGCCGUCUGGCAUCCGUGCCGGCGUUGCCUCCGGAGCGACGGUCAUCGCCGUGUGCACGAGCCACGAGAGGUCGAAGAUCGAGAACUGCGGUGCGCACUUCGUUGUAGACACGAUGGAGCAGGUGCGAAUCGUUGUUGAUGGGGAGGGGCUGAAGUUUGUCGUGUCGGAGAGGCAGUAGAGAGGGGUUCGGGCUGGGUGAACGAAUAUCCCGCGCCCUGGAGGCGUGUGGAUGAUACUGUUUUGUAUGCGUUUAGGUUCGCAACCAAUAUCGAGGGAUCAUAACAAAGCCGUUCAAACAUUUGAAGUGCGCUGUUUGUUCCCUUCGAUAAUUGGCUGUCGUGGCCUUGGUGUAAACUUGCGAAUC